AUGUACGGGCUGCUGUGUGAGAGUCUUCAUGACUUCAUCAAGGAGUCGUACGGAGACGACGUGUGGAAGCUGGUCAGAGAGAGAGCAGAUGUCAGGUUACACUCCUUCGUCACCCACCAGGUGUAUAGUGAGAGUGUGAUUCCCCGUAUUGCAAAGGCAGCCAGUGGAGUGACAGGCACGCCCUACAAUGAGCUGAUGAACUCCUGGGGUGUCUACUUCCUAGGUUUUGUCGGGAAGUACGGCUAUGACAGGAUCCUCAAGGUGCUGGGCCGUCAUGUGCGCGACUUCGUUAAUGGCCUUGAUAAUCUCCACGAGUACCUGCGCUUCAGCUACCCCAAGGUGCAGCCUCCAACCUUCUUCUGCCAGGAGGAGUCUGCAACAGGGGUCACCCUCCACUAUAGGAGUAAGCGCAAAGGCUAUCUGCACUACGCCAUGGGUCAGCUGAGACAGAUGGGGAAACAGUUCUACGACACCGACAUCCACGUGGAGGUGCUGUCUGAGCAGAUGGUUGGAGACUACUCCCACGUCACCAUGAGGCUGAACUUUGACAACUCAGCCUAUCGCUACAUCAUGAAGGAGGAUGAGGAGGAGCAGGAGAUUUUGCCCAUUACCUCAGACUUCUUCUUUGAGGUCUUCCCCUUUAACAUCGUCUUCAGACAGGACAUGGUGGUGCAUAACGUUGGCUCAGGCCUGGCCACUGUCUUCCCUGAUCUGGACGGGAAGAAGAUCAAUGAUGCCUUCUUGCUGGCUCGCCCCCUAGUGGAGUUCACCUGGAACAUGAUCAUCUCCCACCCCAACAACCUGUUUGAGAUCAUGUCCAAGGAGCCUGUGAAGAGAGAGAGGAACCUUCACAACCGAGUCCAGAAUUCUGACUACGAAAAUGCCAAUCGCUCUGCUGACGUGGAUGUGGAGCUCAUGGCUUUCCAGUCCAUCAUCGGAGAUGAUUACAAAGACGGUAACAGCGCUAAUGCGAUGGAGAGCUGGGGCGACGGGAGCCGCUGCCUAAAACUGAAAGGACAAAUGAGAUACAUGCCAGAGUGGGAGUCCAUCAUCUUCCUGGGAACCCCUGUGAUGGAAAGCCUGAGUGCUAUGUUUAAAACGGGCCUGUACAUCAAUGACCUGAGCAUGCACGACUCCAGCAGAGACCUGGUGCUGGCGGGCACGCAGCAGUCAGAGGAGCUGAAGAGAGCCCUCAUACAGGAGCAAAAGAAGUCCAGUAAGCUGGAGGAGAGCAUGAAGAUGUUGGACUAUGAGAUGAAGAAGACUGAUGACCUUCUGUACAGGAUGAUUCCCAAGCCGGUGGCUAAGAGGCUGCGUAAGGGAGAGCCAGCUGUAAACACUUGCGAGGUGUUCCCAGAUGUGACCAUUCUUUUCAGCGAUGUCGUGGGAUUCACUCGCAUUUGCAGCCACAUCACUCCAAUGCAGGUGGUCUCCAUGCUCAACACCAUGUACACGCUGUUCGACACGCUCAGCGAGAAGCACCGCGUCUUCAAGGUUGAGACGAUCGGAGAUGCCUACAUGGUGGUAGCCGGGGCCCCAGAGAAGACAAAGUAUCACGCUCAUAACAUCUGUGACAUGGCCCUGGACAUGGUGCGCUCCAUAGACCACCUGAAAGACCCCUCUAAUGGCAACAAUAUACAGAUUCGCGUUGGGAUCCACUCUGGGAUGGUUGUGGCAGGUGUGGUGGGACAUAAGAUGCCACGCUACGGUCUGCACGGCGACACAGUCCACACUGCAUCUGCCAUGGAGAGCAAUGGAAAGGAGAUGCACAUCCAGCUCAGCAGCGCCACCUAUGAGCACCUGAAAGGAAGUCACUUUAUUUUUGAAAGGAGGGGCACCAUUACCAUCAAGGGGAAUGUUGAAAUCGAGACCUACUGGCUGAAAGGAAAGAGGGACAAAGACGGGAAUGCUCAGGCAGCGUGUCCUCAGUUUGAGACCCAGACCAUCAGCAAAGCCAUCAGCAAGGCCACCAUCUCAGGCCCGGAGGCCGCAGGGGACGAGGAGGGACUGGUUUUCCCUCUGGUGGCAGGGGAGGACGAGGACGACGUCAAGUCUAUUCGCUCUCAUCGCAUCAAGAUGGAGAUUUCUGGCCACUCUCUGGAGGAGUCGAUGGAGGAAUGCCGGGUGGAGGAGAUGUCGGUCCAUAAGUCCCACUAUAAGGAUGCUUUGCAGGACAGCCUGCUGGACUCUCACCUGGAACUGGACUCACCAGAGUCUGACGGCAGAGACUCCAUCAUGGAGUCCCGCGACAGCUCCUGUGACUCCCGCUGCUCCAAGAGCGCCAUGUGCUCCGUGUCUUGA
Messenger RNA from Chelmon rostratus (copperband butterflyfish), 2301 nucleotides. Its product is annotated as soluble guanylate cyclase 88E-like. Gene Ontology annotation, biological process: response to oxygen levels; nitric oxide-cGMP-mediated signaling; cGMP biosynthetic process. NCBI's taxonomy places the organism in Eukaryota, Metazoa, Chordata, Actinopteri, Chaetodontiformes, Chaetodontidae. Gene Ontology annotation, cellular component: guanylate cyclase complex, soluble. The transcript is spliced from 18 exons. The record is from RefSeq and is a predicted model, not a curated record. Gene Ontology annotation, molecular function: oxygen sensor activity; guanylate cyclase activity; heme binding. The coding region runs from base 1 to 2301 and encodes 766 amino acids.